Aplosporella prunicola CBS 121167 is the source of this 1218-nucleotide messenger RNA. RefSeq lists its product as uncharacterized. Bases 1 to 1218 code for a protein of 405 amino acids. The record is from RefSeq and is a predicted model, not a curated record. Gene Ontology annotation, cellular component: Rad51B-Rad51C-Rad51D-XRCC2 complex; replication fork; Rad51C-XRCC3 complex. Gene Ontology annotation, biological process: reciprocal meiotic recombination; DNA repair; meiotic DNA recombinase assembly. Gene Ontology annotation, molecular function: ATP binding; ATP hydrolysis activity; ATP-dependent DNA damage sensor activity. The transcript has 5 exons. Lineage: Eukaryota; Fungi; Ascomycota; Dothideomycetes; Botryosphaeriales; Aplosporellaceae.
AUGGCUCACCAAGACGGCGCAAAUGCCGCUUCCGACACUCCCUCUUCCCACAGAUUGCCAACGGUAUCCGCGUCGCAAGCACUUCAUAAACUUAAGAGCGGGGGUUCGCGAGCGAUAUCCACCGGCCUUGCGCAACUCGAUGCGCAACUCGUUCCGCGUGCCCUCGGAAGCCAGCCCGCAACGAACACUAUCCGCGGUGGACUUGGUCGCGGGCAGGUGACGGAAAUAUAUGGCCCUCCAGGAGUGGGCAAGACGGUGUUUGGUCUUCAGGCUUGCAAAACAGUUCUCAAUUCGGGCACCCAUGCCGUUUGGAUAGAUGCGGGGGCGCCGCUCGCAAAGCCACGCUUGAAGGAGAUGCUCUCUACACCUCAAAUCCAUAUCAGGAACGGGAUUAGUUCUUCAGCGCCAGCUUCUACGAGCACUCCUUUGGAUAAACUGUUGGGUAAUUUCCAUCAUUACUCCACUCACACACUAGCACACUUGCUUGUGCUCUGCAUCCACACACCCUCCUUUCCGCCGCCAGGGACGAGCAUAGUGGUGAUCGACUCCCUGUCGACACUGUUUGAUAAUGCUUAUCCCCGCACCAAUGACCCGUCCAAGGCGAAGCCUAGCGACGCGCGAUGGGCAGCCGGACGUAGGUAUGCUGUGAUGAACGACCUGAUCUCCAAACUUGGAAAGAUGGCGGCUGUACGCGACAUCACAAUUCUCCUAACCAACCAAGUCGUUACGAGGUUUGGUUCGGGCCAUGGCUUAGUACCUGCAAUGGCUAGUAUGGAAUGGGACAAUGGCAUUGCAAAUCGCAUGGUCCUAUUUAGGGACUGGCCUCCUGAGCAGGAUAAACUGUCCGAUGUUGAUGAAGAAAGAAGCAAGCGGAUUAGGUUCGUCGGUCUUGUCAAGGCUGGCGGAAUAGCACUCGGAGAACCAGAUGGCCUAGGUGCUAUUGUGCCUUUUACUGUCGAGCGCUCAGGUCUGUCAGACGUUUCUCUCGCAUCCGUGGAGCUGCCUGUCCAACCGUUGGCGUCUCCAGCACCAGUCCGGACCAGCAAACGGAGCUAUGCCGAAGUUGCAGAUUCCGAUGACGAACUCGGUUCCGAUGAGUUGUACGGCUGGGAUGAAGAAGACGCACUCGCUACUGAAGGUCUCAUCGACGAGGCAGCUUUAGUGGUAGACUUGACGAAAGACAGCCCUCACAAAAAAAGAGCCAGCGACAAUGAUUGA